Messenger RNA from Pocillopora verrucosa, 1992 nucleotides. Its product is annotated as retinol dehydrogenase 13. The record is from RefSeq and is a predicted model, not a curated record. NCBI's taxonomy places the organism in Eukaryota, Metazoa, Cnidaria, Anthozoa, Scleractinia, Pocilloporidae.
AGCAUGGCGGGCAUCUGGAAGUUAGCAGGACCUCUGUCAACUGUAGCUGCUGGUGCUGGUGGCAUUUUCCUGCUGAGAAAUUACUUCGCUGGAGGAGUUUGUAAUUGUAAAGAGAAACUAAAUGGUAAGACAGUAAUCGUCACAGGGGCAAACACAGGAAUCGGGCGAGAAACAGCCUUAGAUCUCGCCCGAAGGGGCGCCCGUGUAAUCCUAGCUUGCCGAGACCUCGAGAAGGCAAACACUGCUGCUAAAGAAAUACGAAAAACAACAGGAAAUGACAAGGUAUUCGUGAAAAUGCUCGAUCUUGCGUCGCUUAAGUCAGUGAGAACAUUCGCGGAGGAAUUCCACCAAACUGAAGAUCGACUAGACAUCCUUAUCAAUAAUGCAGGCAUCAUGCGUUGUCCAUAUUGGAAAACAGAAGAUGGCUUUGAGAUGCAACUCGGCGUCAAUCACUUGGGCCACUUCCUUCUGACAAAUCUUCUGUUAGACAUGCUGGAAAGAUCUCAACCAAGUCGCAUCAUUAAUGUCAGUUCUCUAGCGCACGUGAGAGGGAAGAUUCGCUUUGAUGAUUUGCAAAGCGAACAAGAGUACAGCCCAAGUUUCGCCUACUCACAGAGUAAACUUGCUAAUGUCUUGUUCACUCGCGAAUUGAGCAAACGCCUGGAAGAUACCGAUAUUUUAGUCACUGCUGUACACCCUGGUGUUGUGAAAACCGAAUUAGCUCGUCAUACAACUUUUGCGAAGUCCAAAAUCGCGUCUUUGACUCUGGCUCCGCUUGCGUGGUUGUUUUUCAAGACUUCUCUUCAGGGAGCACAAACAACAAUUUAUUGCGCUGUAGCAGAUGACGUUGAGUCUGGACUGUACUACAGUGACUGCAAGCCUAAGGAACCAGCUGAUCAGGGAAAAGAUGAUAGAGCAGCUAAAAAGCUUUGGGAAGUUAGCGCAGAUUUGGUUGGCCUAGAAAAAACUAUUUGAAAGCGUGCAUUAUCACAGUGACACUUGCAAAAUAAGGUGCUAUUUAUUUAUUUAUCUUCAAGCAUCUUGAAAAAGUGGAACAUUUCGUAGCUAUGGUAGGUGCACUAUAAGGCAUAUUUCCAAGGACUGAUGGGAAAAUAAAUUUUUGUUUUCAAUUUCAGUACGUUUUCUGUGAGAAAAGUGAAGUGAGAAGAAAUAUCAGUUAGCAAUAUUCGAUUUAACAACAAAUUCUCAGAGCCAAAAUGUAUGGCAGACAAUGCAGAGAAUAACUAUAUCUACAUAUAGUAGAUAUACAACUAUAUCUACUAGUUAUAUUUCCCUCUGCAUGCAUAAUGUUGUGUAUAGUUUAUAAAUAAUAUUGGAAUUGUAAUAUGGCAUAUUUUAUUUUAUUUUAGCUUAUUUUCUCAAAGAUAUUAGCUCUACAGCUACACUGUGAAUUUUAAGUGAAAAUAAAGUAUAUGUAUGUAAGUAUAUCAAUCUCUGGAGUGAAAGGGUUUCAGCUGAGAGUGAUUUUUCUUUUUAUUAGGACUCAAAGGGGUCAUAGUCUAGAGUGAUUAUUUAAAAUGACCCAAACAGUGUGACAAUUUAGAGUGAGGAAUAUUUUCAUUUUAUGUUUCUGCUCAAUUAUAGCUCGGGUUAUCAAAGAGCUGGCACUUAUUGGUAUGGUGUUGGAGGUUAACAUCUCUCCAAUAAGAGAUUCUCUUUCUGAAUAUUUUUCUCAAUUAAAUUUCUUUAUAAUUUUUUUUUACAAAUGUAAGUAACUAUCUUCUUUUAUAAUUAAUAUUUUUUUAUAUAAAUGUAUACUAAUAAUACUAUCUUGAACAUUCUCCUUAUAAUAAUUCUAACAUUUAGGUAGGUUUCCUAUUACCAGUUAACUGGUGAACUAGAAAAUAAAUGACAUUUGGAAGGAAAACUAAUGGAACACAAUUUAUUGGGGUUUACUGAGCUCUGAGCAUCAUACUAGUCAUUUUUUUUCCCGUUAACUCAGUAAAUAUUAUUAAUGAUGUGUGUCUUAGA